Aspergillus piperis CBS 112811 is the source of this 987-nucleotide messenger RNA. RefSeq names its product superoxide dismutase. The coding region runs from base 276 to 908 and encodes 210 amino acids. Gene Ontology annotation, cellular component: mitochondrion. The transcript has 3 exons. Gene Ontology annotation, biological process: superoxide metabolic process. The record is from RefSeq and is a predicted model, not a curated record. NCBI's taxonomy places the organism in Eukaryota, Fungi, Ascomycota, Eurotiomycetes, Eurotiales, Aspergillaceae. Gene Ontology annotation, molecular function: superoxide dismutase activity; metal ion binding.
AUAUCAUUCAAUGCAUCCCACUCUCUCUGUUCACAGCCAAUGACAGGGAUCGAAACUUGCUCAAUCGUGCGCAGCAAGGUCCCCAUCUGGACACAUCCCCCACUCCUCGGAUUGGUGGGAGAAGAGUACCUUGUAGGAUGACAAUGCCCUCAUAAUGUCGUGAUGAUUGAACUACCCCUCUUAUCCUUCCGUCUUGUUCGAUUCAUCUUCCCUCCCUCUCUUCUCUUCCAACAACAUCACCGCCCUCUCACCUAUUGAACACUCCAACAGCCAAAAUGACCUCCAAAUACACCCUCCCCGACCUCCCCUACGACUACGAUGCCCUCGAACCCAUCAUCUCGAAACAAAUCAUGGAACUCCACCACAAAAAGCACCACCAAACCUACGUGAACAACCUCAACGCGGCCCUCGCCUCUCAAGCCUCCGCUCUCGACAGCAACGACAUCACCCAGCUCAUCAGCAUCCAGCAGAAACUCAAGUUCAACGGCGGCGGCCACAUCAACCACUCCCUGUUCUGGAAGAACUUGGCUCGUUACGACUCCCCGGCCACUAAGCUGGAGCAAUCCGCCCCGACUCUCAAAGACGCUAUUGAGAAGCAGUGGGGAUCAGUCAAGAACUUCACGGAUGCGUUUGAGGCAGUUCUGCUAGGCAUCCAGGGCAGUGGAUGGGGCUGGCUGGUGAGUUCAGGGAAGAAGGGAUUCCUCGAGAUUGUUACGACGAAGGAUCAAGAUCCGGUGACUGGGCCGAUUCCGAUAUUUGGGGUUGAUAUGUGGGAGCAUGCUUAUUAUUUGCAGUACCUGAACAAUAAGGCUUCCUAUGUGCAGAACAUCUGGAAGGUGAUUAACUGGGAAGAAGCAGAGCAUCGGUAUCUGAAUGGUACCGAUGAACUGGGUUCGUUGAAGUUGUAGUUAGUAGCCUUCUCUCUAUGUAUCUAUCAACAGACUGUCUAUAACAGCCACAUACAUGAUUGAUUUGCUUAUCCCUUUC